This is a messenger RNA of Dentiscutata heterogama, 588 nucleotides long. The record is from the annotation of a GenBank genome assembly. Lineage: Eukaryota; Fungi; Glomeromycota; Glomeromycetes; Diversisporales; Gigasporaceae.
AUGUCCACGUCGGAAAAACCUCGUAGAAAUCAAAAGCGUAAAUCAAAGAAAAAUGAUAACAUAGAUUCACAGACGCGAUCUUCUCAGACAAACCAAACUAAGUUAACAAAGAAACAACAGCUUAUUAAACAAACGCUCGAAACGCGUAAACAAUUUAAACAGCAAAGCCUUGAAUGGCAGGAAAAACUUUAUGAAACAGUUCCUCUAGAUAUUUUACGUGAUUCGGCGAAAUACAUACUGCCACAUCAUUAUGAAGAAAUAAUUGAAGAAAGGAACGCAAGUAAAUUGUGUGGGUACCCUAUUUGUUCAAAACCUAAACAAACAAUUCAAGGUCAAUACAGGAUCUCGUAUCAUGCAAGAGAGAUCUAUGAUAUAUCUGAAUUGAAAUGUUACUGUUCGACAAUAUGCUUUGUUUCUUCUAAAUAUUUCUCUGCUCAACUAUCGGUUGAACCCUUGUAUUUGCGAGAUUUACAAAAUUGGAAGCCUGUGGAUGUAAUUCCACUUGGGGUAGAUCCUAGAGAUCUAGUAAAACAAGAUCAGUCUACAAAAAAAAAUAUUCAUUCUGGUUUGAAUCAGCGUAUCGAGUAU